This is a messenger RNA of Porites evermanni, 5307 nucleotides long. The record is from the annotation of a GenBank genome assembly. Lineage: Eukaryota; Metazoa; Cnidaria; Anthozoa; Scleractinia; Poritidae.
AUGUCAAUAUUAUCAGAUGGAUCUAUUGAUUCUGGUAUAGUAGAGCAAGAAGCUGUGUAUAUCAGAUAUGUUAACAAGAAAGGUCGGUCAGUUUGUCAUUUUGUGGAUAUUGUUGCCUUGGAAUAUGCUUAUGCAGAUGGAAUUUUACAUGCAAUCGAUCAGAGUCUUCUUGGGAUUGGCAUAACGAAGACAACUCUCGAACAAAAACUGGUAGGAUGCAAUUUCGAUGGUGCAUCAGUGAUGCUUGGCUCAAAAACGGGAGUUGCAACUCAACUAAAUGAGAGAGUCAAUCAAAACAUUGUCAUCAUUCAUUGUGUUGCACAUAAUUUAGAACUUGGAGUUGGAGAUGCCAUUAAAAGUGUCCCUUAUCUUCAAUCUUUUAUGAACAGUGUGUCCCAGAUCUUUCGAUUUUACUAUUACUCUCCGAAAAAAAGGAGGGAACUUCAUGGUUUUGCUGACAUCUUUGAGGAACAGGCUGUCUACUACAGCAGUGGCUCUCAGAAAACCAGAUGGGUUGCCAGUAGACACAGAGCUUUGUUGGCAUUACAGAAAAACUUUGCUAUCACUGUAAACAACCCUCAAAGCUGCGACCACUUUAGGCGCCAUGGCGAUUAAAGUUUUGGUACUGGCGACUUGAUUCGGAAAAUAGUCGCCAAGUUGGCGACCAGACGAAAACUGAAGAAACGAAAAAGAUGAUCAAUUGUCUGAAUUGUACUGAAAUGAUUAAGGUCCUCUGCUGAUAUCCCAGAGGGGGGAAAUUAGAAGAUCUCGUCGAUAUUCAUUCAAACAAACGUUUACUUCGCUAAGAUUUCUACUAAAAUAUUGUUCUGCUCCAAUGAGCACAGGUCCGUUGCCUAGCACGUGACAUAUUUUUAACCUUGUAACGCGUGACAAGCAGCACGCAAUCGAUUUGUUUUUCAUAAUUUUCUCUCGGAAACCGCGUGUGCGGCUAGACUGGGAAGACUACAACGCAAAUAAAUAUCUAUUUUGGAGGUUAAAAUAAAUGGAAAAGCAGAAAGAUUAAGUCGGCAUGGAACAUUUUAAGAUAAAUUUGAGAAACAUGAAAUGUUGAAUCGUUUUUUAUAUAUAGAAUAAAAAGCGACCAUUUGCAGACCAACACAACAUCAUCAUCAGAAGAAACUAAACUUCACGAAAAACAAUUUUCUUAAACGUCUUAACCAAAAGUAAAGCAAAAGGUAUUUAUUGCAAUCUCCCAAGCGGUAUUUUUGUUUGGGUUUUUUUGGCUGAUAGAAAACUAUAAGGUUGAUUUAUAGAUCACGCCGUCUUUUCCGGCUGCGUCGUUGAGGCAAUUUUUGUUUCAUAGGACAGAUGUAAAGAAAUUCUCAAUGUGCGAUUUCAUUAGUAAAAUACUGAAAGAAGACUAGCUUUAAACUAGUUUUAGCUCAACAUUUUGUUAGUCUUGUACGUCCUAGUACUUUUCGCCAGUGUUAAAAAGAAUGUUUACGGGAAAAUAUGAGACACUGUCACAGUACUUACGCAAUUAAUUUUCACGUGCACGAUUUCAAACAUGUUACACUCCUGUCGGCCGUUUUCCUAGCUAAUCCUCACUGUGUGUUCCUUGUCUUUGCAAUCCUUUUCGUUUCAAAGUUGUCAGGCUUUAACGAUGUCCAGCGAAAUUACAGACGAUCUGUUGACUCUUCAAAAAAACUUGAAGGUGGGAGAUCUGUCAUCCAGACAUCUUGCCGAAGAGAUGAGAAAAAAAUAUGAGAGUAAAAUUGAUCAAUUUUCGAGUUGCGACGUGGAACUACUAAACGCGUUAGCGGAAGACCAGUUGAGUUCUGCUUUAAUCCCAAGUGAAGAAAAAGGACUGAAGGCGUUACAAACAACUGGUGAUGGAAAUUGCCUAUACAAUUCCGCCUCGGUGUUGAUUGAAGGAGAUCAAUCUGCGAAUCUUAUUCUCAGACUGUUGACCCAGUGGAACUGUAUCUUAACCCUGACUAUUAUGCAGAGCACCCAAAACUCGCCGAUGGUAGAAGCUCCGGGUUUUCCGAUACAACUAUUUUUACACUGUUGUUAAGUGAUAGUGCUCAAAAACAAUUUGAAAGGCAAGCGUCCCGAGUAGAUGCAGUUCAAGCUCAGGCCAUUAUCACUUGCAAAGAGAAGAAAUAUGGCACUUUAUUAAAUAUGAUGGCAUUAGCUACUGUACUUAACCAGCCUUUGAUGUCACAGUACCCGAAGUUCAAAAAUACCUCUCGCAUUCAUCCACUUAUGAGCGGCGUUAUUAAACCCCGUGGCAUGGUAGAAGGAAAAGAUGAAAGUGGGUCCACAGUGUUCCGGCUGUUGUGGACAAGAGAUGGCAAUUUUGACAACCGGCCAGGUGCAGUGUUCCAACCCAACCACUUUGUCCCCGUCAUCCAGUGCCAAAGUGCCCCAAGGCCUCCAACCUUAAUGAGCCGCGCACUACCAACCCAAAAAGACAGGACCCCACUGGUAGGAAAGUCAAGAGCCAUUUCAUCUUUCUUUAAACCCACAUCCAAAGCAAGUGCCACCAAGAGAACCGCUACCGAAGCUGUCGUAAACUCCAACGAGAGUAGCUGCUGUGCGAAAGUACCCAAGGCCUCUUCUGUAACCAGAAAGUUUCAAGAUUCUUGGAAAAACGAGUUUCCAUGGGUGAUCUAUGACCCUGGGGCGAACACAAUGUUCUGCGAUUUGUUUUGCAAAGCUGGCUCAAAAAUUGCUGGUAAAACUGAAUUUGUCACUGGCUCAAAGACAAUAAAAAAGGAGACACUCAAAAAGCACGGUGAGAGCCAUGGCCAUCUACGCGCACAGGAUUUUGUGAUCAACGAACAGAAACCACUCACAAAAAGACCAAUAUUCAAAGGGCUUAAGAAGGCAGCUGAGAAGAUAGAUGAGCAGGCCUACAAAGAAAUGUCAGUGAAAAUGAAUACUGCAUACUUCAUUGCAAAAGAAGAACUUCCUUUCACUAAGUUCCCGGGCCUUCUUCAGCUUUAGCAGAAGAACAGGAUUCAAAGAACCAACACCUAUUCAAAUGACAUAAAGUGUGCAGAAAUGGUUGCAACAGUGGGCACACUGAUAAAAGAGGAAAUUGCUGAAAACCUUCGAAAUGAAGUGCGUUACAUUUCAGUCAUGAUCGAUGGAGCCACAGAUGCCUCCAGCACCGAAAACAAAACUGUGUAUGCGAGGUGUUUGGGUACUGAUGGCCGACCAGUCAAUCGCAUGGUAGGACACAAACCUGUAGAGCAUGCCCACGCUGAUGGUAAGCUUUAACCUACACUGCACAUUUAUUAGUGACCUAACAAAAAAGAAGCUAUCGAGUUGUCAACAUUUUUCUUCGACAUAAUUAAUAUUCUUGGACAAAAAAAUCAGAACUAUUAAAGUCUCUGCUAAAUUCCUGGCAACCAUUUUUGUGAUACUGCUUAGUUUCACAUUCUUUUUUUGUGAUUGAUGUUUAAAAGCUUACCGGUGUAUUAACGAUAAAACUUUUGACACUUUUUGUUUAAUUUUCGCAGGUCUUCUUCAAGUUGUUGACAACUGCUUUUCGGACCUUGGAGUGAAGGAGUGGAAAAAGAGCACAAUAGGGUUUGGUGCAGAUGGCGCGUCAGUGAAUCUGGGAAAGCGACGAGGUGUUGCAUCAUUACUCAAACGUGAAGUCCACCACCUCAUUGACAUCCACUGUCUUCCCCAUCCCCACCCUUAAAUCAUGAAGAUUGCUGUUUAUGUGAGUGAAAGACACUGUUUAGUGAAGAGAGCCUUUCUUUUAGUCAUUGAUAUAAUUGGCCAUUUCAAAGUCUGUAUAAUUGAAGUUUCAAAUAGAGCAGCUACUUACUGAGUACUCACAAUGAGAACAUGUUUUCUUACUGUAAUUAUGAGUUUAAUUUAAUAAGACUACAGCUUAAGAGCUGUUUUACUUUUUUUCGCGGGAUAAUUUUUUGGAAUUUUCAAUGAAUUGUAAUUGCCAGUGAAACCGAUUUGGAAGUUUUAAUAGAAGAAUAAGUUUGGUUUAUGUUAGAUUUCUGAGAUUAGAUUUCUUUUACACGGUCAUUUGACGUGGUAAAUAUUGUCGAAAAUCCGUUGCCAUUUUCGAUACAUUAGAUGCAGUUCACUAAUUUCAGGACAAUUUUUAUGCUGGAAUUUUGCUCAUGGCCUCAAUGAACUCGGUCACAAAGGCAGUAUUUUGCAAGAUAUCUUCUCUGUUUAGAAGCAAAUAAAAGCAGUGUUACUCGACAUGGAUUAUAAGUUACCCUAUACACUUGUGAAUACGGUAAAACAUUGUCUUGGCUAAACAAUACCAUUUUUAAGCCCAAAUAAAUUAUUAACCAAUUAUUAAAACUUUAUUAUUAACAUAUAUUUUGGUGCCUACAAAUUUCCUUUGGCGACUAAACCUAAAGAGUUGGUCGCCAAAUGGCCACCAAAAGAAAAAUUUAACUUUGAGGGUUGGUAAAGCACCUUGAACAUGUGGCUACAGGGACUGGUGAGGAUGCAGCAAAAGCUAGAGGCAUGGUGAAAGCAAUCAAGACCGAAAAGUUUGUGACAUUUUUGUACUUUCUCCUUGAUGUUACCAAAGUUCUGAGAGAAUUAAGUCUACAGUUUCAAAGUGAUGAUCUGUUCAUUACUGAAGUCAGCACCAAGUUGGAGACAGCUCUAACAAAACUGGAAGGCCUCAAGGAUUCUGAUCCAUUGCCCAUAACAGCAACUUUCCAAGCCAAGUUCCAGUCAAACUAUAAUUUUGAGAGUGGCCUCUUCAAAUGUGGAAAGGACAGUAAUCUUGAUGUUGUACUGAACAAAGGAAAUGCGAUGGGGAUGCAACAAACAUUUUCUAACUUUCUAACUGAUGCGAUUGCCUACAUUGAGAAGAGAUUUUCCAGCCUGUCUAAGCCCCCAAUGAAUUACUUUGAAGUAUUUGAUCCUACCAAAGUGCCAGGGGAGAGAAAGCUGAGAGCCAAUUUUGGCAAUGACAAAGUAGCUGCAUUAACUGAUCACUUUAAAAACUUGUUGUCUGAUGGUGAAAAGGAAGUUGCUGUUUUUCAGUGGCAGGAGUUGAAGAUUUACCUCUUCAAUCACCAAGCAAUGAAACCCCUUGAUAUCUAUGCCACCUUAUUAUCGUCUAGGCCAGAUAGCCUGAAGCAUAUUCUUGUCAUAGUUGAACUGAUGCUAAGCCUCUCCCCUUCCACUGCCAAAUGCGAGAGGUGCUUUUCGGCUAUGAACAGGAUAAAAACAAAUUUGAAGACUCGAAUGGAGCAGAGAACCUUGUCAGAUCUGCUUAGGAUCAAGGGAAUGGACUGUGAAAUGAAAGACUUUGACCCUAGCCCAGCAAUUGAAGCGUGA